AUGAGUCAUCUAGGUCAAUCUAAGCCCCAAAUACAGGUUGUUGAAAGUAGUCAGUUUUUGGAGACACAGGGUAUGGAGCGUCUUAUGAGCUUAACGGUAGGUCUGGAAAGUUCGCCUGGACCGCUCACCAUGAGAGUCGAGUUGCUGAUGGGUGACUCGAAUAAAUUCUUUUACGUUGUCAUUCGUGCAGCCAAUGGUCAUUUUAAUAAGCAAAUUUUGAAUGCGCGGGUGUUCCCAACCUGUCGAACUGCCGACAAGAGGGGCUAG
This is a messenger RNA of Anisakis simplex (herring worm), 267 nucleotides long. Lineage: Eukaryota; Metazoa; Nematoda; Chromadorea; Rhabditida; Anisakidae. The record is from the annotation of a GenBank genome assembly.